Messenger RNA from Racocetra persica, 166 nucleotides. Lineage: Eukaryota; Fungi; Glomeromycota; Glomeromycetes; Diversisporales; Gigasporaceae. The record is from the annotation of a GenBank genome assembly.
AUGGUUAAUUUAAACCUAAUAUUUGAAAAAUUGAUAGAUAAUAUUCAUGUAUUUGAUACAAAUUGUGAAGAAGUGGUUCCAAAACUUGUUGAUAUUUUUGAUCCAAAAAUUGUUAAACAAUCUUUGAAUCAAUUUGAUCAUGAAGAUAAUCCAUAUUUUUCAGAAA